Messenger RNA from Alligator mississippiensis (American alligator), 2142 nucleotides. It is a transcript of the gene NFU1, whose product is annotated as NFU1 iron-sulfur cluster scaffold. The coding region runs from base 414 to 1100 and encodes 228 amino acids. The transcript is spliced from 8 exons. Gene Ontology annotation, biological process: iron-sulfur cluster assembly. Lineage: Eukaryota; Metazoa; Chordata; Crocodylia; Alligatoridae. Gene Ontology annotation, molecular function: iron ion binding; iron-sulfur cluster binding. The record is from RefSeq and is a predicted model, not a curated record. Gene Ontology annotation, cellular component: mitochondrion.
CAGAGAUAUUCACGUGGCAGCUAAACAGCCCCUCUGCCGCGCCGUACAGAAGAAGUCGUUUCUUCCGUUACCAGUGUUUCAUAAUACAGGUUUAUCCUUUGAGAUUGUUGGACAAAAGACACUGUAAAAGUGUCUAGUCAUUAUUUUUAUUCCAGUUCAGUUAACUGAGCAAAACUCAAUUGAUAUAAAAUUUAAGUAAAUAAACUUAAAAAAGAGUUUGUCUUUACCAGGUGUUUGGAAAUUUUGCUCAGACAAAAUUUUUUAAGUCCAAAAGGUCUAUGUCAGAAGACCUAUGUCACUAAGCUGGUUAAGGAGAAUUGUGUGUUUGCCUAGAGAAACAAUGCAAAUUAGUGGGUUAUGGUGACCUCUUCUCCAGAAGAAAGUGCUGCCGCUGCUCAUUAUCAGUUAGAUACAUGUUUAUUCAGACCCAGGACACUCCAAACCCAAACAGUGUGAAGUUUAUUCCAGGGAAACAAGUGCUGGAGUCGAGGACCAUGGAAUUCUCAACACCAGCUGCAGCAUUUUGCUCACCAUUAGCAAGACAGUUAUUCAGGAUUGAAGGAGUUAAAAGUGUCUUCUUUGGGCCUGACUUCAUCACAAUCACAAAGGAGAGUGAAGUCCUGGAUUGGAACUUACUGAAACCAGAUAUUUAUGCAACUAUAAUGGAUUUCUUUGCCUCUGGCUUACCUGUAGUUACUGAAGAGGCACCUCGUACAGACACAGCUUCUUCGGAGGAAGAUGACGAAGUUGUAUUAAUGAUUAAGGAACUGCUGGAUACUAGGAUAAGGCCAACAGUGCAGGAGGAUGGCGGCGAUGUCAUAUACAAAGGAUUUGAAGAUGGGAUUGUGCAGCUAAAAUUGCAGGGGUCAUGCACGAGCUGUCCUAGUUCUAUCAUAACGCUGAAGAACGGAAUACAGAACAUGCUACAGUUCUAUAUUCCUGAAGUAGAAGGUGUGGAACAGUUUGCAGAAGAACUAGAGGAGAUUUGUUGCAAGCAGAGCUUCCUCGGGAGGACAGGGUUUGGGGCAGACCUGAGGAAAGUGAUCUUGUAUGUUCAUUAUCCAGGAGCUGAGGUUUCUUUAGAAAAAAUGAACAUCUGAUUUACUAAUCCAGUUUUUUCAGAAACUAAGCAUGUUCCUGUGUAUUGUUGAAUGUCCAGGAGGGCAUUCUAAGUAUAUGGUGAUACUGAGGACCAAAUCUCCACUGGGGUAACUGCAGAGACCCUAAAACCCUGUGAAGUAAGCCAUCAGGAAUAUGGUCCAUAGUGCACAAAAGCAGUGUGUGGUACAAUGGACUUCAUAAUCUGUUCAGCUGUUGAUAAAUAAAUAUUUAACAGAACAGCUAUUUGACUUCCCCAGUGAUAGUACAGUGUUUUAUAACUCAGACAGGAUUUUGAGACUGGAAUUACGGCAUCUUUUUCCCCCUCACCCAUUUAGUAAACAGCACCUGAUCUUGAUAAUGUAUUUAUAACAAAAGUGUCCUUAUGGCAGAUGCAUCUGCUUUGCCAGGGAUCAGCUUGUAUGCACAGUAAUACUUUCAGUCUCAAAAUGGCUGCUUGUGUUCCGGUUUGUGAAAAAUGGACUUGUUUUUUGGCUUAAUUUGCAAUUUUGUGUCCACCUCUAUAAACUUUGAAAUACUCUGAUGCAAAGCAGCAGCUGUGUUGCUGUGAGUUAAAUAAAAUGUGUGGCCUCUGUGCUUUGGGUGUUACAGUCAAUAUUUUUCAAUUUUGUUAGGCAACAUUAACCUAAUUAAUUUACAAGAAGGUUUCAGUUUUCCUUUGCUGUGAACAUAUCAGUGUUGACUACUGUGGGAACAGCUACCAUAUCUCUCUGCUCUCACAGAAGUGCAAGAUUGGAAUUGGGACUUGACUAUUUUGUACAUAAAGCACCUUAUAGCUGAAGAUUCAGAAAGAUUUGUGAAAUCCCUGUCUUGUGGUUGAAGCACUGGACUGGGAUUCAAAAGAUAUGAAUGUAAAUUACGGCUGAGCCACAGAUUUCUUGUAUGAGUUUGGGUAUCUUGCACUCUGUCUCAGUUCCCUACCUGUGUAAUGGAUGUUUUGUUUUUCUCUCUGAAUAAAAGUGAAUCUGCGUAGGAAAACGGAGGCAUUCAGGUGCUACUGUAAUAAAAGUAACUAUAAUAUUC